Anopheles maculipalpis is the source of this 1326-nucleotide messenger RNA. RefSeq names its product serine protease inhibitor 88Ea-like. Gene Ontology annotation, molecular function: serine-type endopeptidase inhibitor activity. Bases 1 to 1326 code for a protein of 441 amino acids. The record is from RefSeq and is a predicted model, not a curated record. The transcript is spliced from 3 exons. Lineage: Eukaryota; Metazoa; Arthropoda; Insecta; Diptera; Culicidae.
AUGGCAAACCCGUUGGGGAAAGCAGCCCGUAUGCUGUUGCUCGUGCUGGGGCUUAUCACAUUGCUCAGUCUCCAUCCCAUCAAUGGGCAAUGUUCUCCAGGGGACGAAAAAAAGGCGUCGGAAAAAAUCGACCUCGAUCAGUCCCGGUCUCGACUGUACAAGGGCGAAUCGAUCUUCACUCUGCAGCUGCUGGAUGCCAUCAAUACGGCAACGCCAAAUGAGAACCUCUUCUUCUCCCCAUACAGCCUGUACAAUGUGAUGCUGAUGAUGUACUUCGGGGCACAAAACAGCACGGAGAAGGUACUCCGUACCGGGCUCAAUCUGCAGUGGUCCGAUAGUAAGACGACGGUACAGGAAGCCUACGAUACAGCCCGAACCUCGUUGAAGGGACGGUUCAACGAAGCGAACGCUGUUGGGUUUAGCUCGGUCGAUAAGCUGUUCUUCGGACGCCAGAUCCCGAUCUCGUCCUGCAUGCAGCAGAAGUUUAGCGAUACGAUCGAACAGCUCGACUAUGAAAAUCAACCCGAGGAGCAGCGUCUGUACAUAAAUCGCUGGGUCGAGAAUGCUACUCGGGGCGAGAUUAAGGAUCUGCUGGUACCGGGAUCGAUUACUCGCAACACGAAGCUAGCGAUCGCAAACGCGGCAUACUUUAAGGGUACGUGGCAGACCAAGUUUAAGGCCGCUGAAACCAAGAAGGAAAUCUUCUACAUCUCAGCCGACCGUCAGCUGUUUGUCGAUAUGAUGCACGUCGAGGGAACGUUCAGCCAUGCUGCCAAUGAAAAGCUCGGAUGCCACAUUCUGGAACUCCCGUACAGUGCCGGCGCUGAGGAUGAAGAUAGCCAACGAGCUGAUAAUCCUAACCAGGUGUCGAUGUUCGUCUUUCUGCCACCGGCCGAACCAAACGCACUCACGAAACUGCUGGCCCGGCUGGCUGCCGAUACCAACAUACUGCACGAGGUAGUGAACGAUGGCAUUUCGCGCAAAGUCGAUGUCAAGCUGCCCAAGUUUAGCAUCGAGAAGACGAUUGAGAUGAAGCCUGUGCUGGAGCGGUUGGGCAUGGGUAGUCUGUUUGAGAAUACGGCCAACUUUGACAGUUUCACCGACGGUCGCGAUCCGAUCGGGUUCGACGAGGUUGUGCAGAAAGCGAAGAUCGAGGUAAAUGAAGAAGGUUCGGUGGCUGCUUCCGCUACGAUUGCCUUCUCGUUCCGAUCGUCCCGGCCCGCCGAUCCGGCCAUGUUCCACUGCAAUCAUCCAUUCGUUUUCAUCAUUUACGACUACGGCACCCGGUCCGUCCUGUUUAACGGGGUCUAUCGUCAGCCGGAAUGA